Molecule: messenger RNA, 400 nt
Organism: Chelmon rostratus (copperband butterflyfish)
Lineage: Eukaryota; Metazoa; Chordata; Actinopteri; Chaetodontiformes; Chaetodontidae
Product: parvalbumin, thymic-like
Exons: 4
Coding region: 68-400 (110 amino acids)
Cellular component (GO): nucleus; cytoplasm
Molecular function (GO): calcium ion binding
Source: RefSeq, a predicted model, not a curated record
UUCUGCCCGUCAUUGGUCACAUAUCACACCAGGCAGCAACAUCCACCACGACAGAGUCUCCCCCGCCAUGGCUAUCACCGACUUUCUAGCUGCCUCGGACAUCACUUCGGCUAUUAAUGCCUGUAAAGCAAAGGAUUCCUUCAGCCCGAAGAUGUUUUUCAAAACAGUGGGUCUAUCCAAGAAAACUCCAACAGAGAUCGAGAGGGUCUUUAAGAUUUUGGACCAGGACAAGAGCGGCUACAUAGAACAGGAUGAGUUACAACUGUUCCUGCAGAACUUCUCCAAAGGAGCGAGGCCCCUGACUGCUGCUGAGACCAGAGCUUUUCUGCUGGAGGGAGACUCGGACGGCGACGGGAAGAUCGGCUGGGAAGAGUUUUCUGCGCUGGUCAAGUCUUCAUAA